AUGACAAGGAGAGCGAAACACCUCUUAAGUGCCCUACAAGUGGGUGACAACGCGACGCUGAAAGUUCCCGAGUUUGAUCGUGGGCCGAGUGACAGCAGGAACCUCCUGGUUGUGGUACUGCAGAGAGACGAGGACCUGUACCAGGUAGGCUGCAGAAAAGGACGCAUAACCACCCGGUACACGGCAGCUGACAUGGACCCCGUUAAGGAGAAGCUCCUCACCCCAGAUGAGGUUCCCGACGUUGAUAUGGCUUUGAGAACCGCUGUAACCAGGUACACAGGAGGCCAAGGGCAUGUGAAGUGUGCCUGUAAAACAAAUUGCACAACUUCCAGAUGCUCCUGCACAAAUAAGCUGUUAAAAUGUAACUCUCGUUGCCACCCUGGUCGUUCUUGUAGCAAUAUUUAA
This is a messenger RNA of Macrobrachium nipponense, 405 nucleotides long. RefSeq lists its product as uncharacterized. The transcript has a single exon. Bases 1 to 405 code for a protein of 134 amino acids. NCBI's taxonomy places the organism in Eukaryota, Metazoa, Arthropoda, Malacostraca, Decapoda, Palaemonidae. The record is from RefSeq and is a predicted model, not a curated record.